Messenger RNA from Drosophila grimshawi, 2765 nucleotides. RefSeq names its product protein Skeletor, isoforms B/C (gene knk). The record is from RefSeq and is a predicted model, not a curated record. NCBI's taxonomy places the organism in Eukaryota, Metazoa, Arthropoda, Insecta, Diptera, Drosophilidae. The transcript is spliced from 6 exons. The coding region runs from base 424 to 2583 and encodes 719 amino acids.
AUUGUUGAGAGGCGCAGACGCAAGGUUCGUUUUGCUGCUGCUGGCGGGUUUCUGAUUUGCGCAGCCGUGAUUUAAACCAGUUUUGGACUAUACCACAAGUAAUACGACACAAACAAAAACAAUACACAUGCGAAUGACGAAACGACCUUAAGAAAAUACGCAACAACAAUUCAAGCCACAACAAUUCGUCACGGAAGCUAAAGAAUAAUCCUAACAACGACUAUAAUUGAUCAAAAUGAUUGUGUUUGUGUUCAAUUAAUUGAAUUAAAUAGAGUGCGUUAAAAAAAAAAACGAAAAAAAAGAAACUCAACGAAACUUGUCUACGAUUUGCAAAUUAUCUACGUGGAACGGACCGCGCAUAUCUUCAGUGCGAGAGAGAGAGAGAAAGAGGGAGAGGGAGAGUGCAACGCAAAGGCAAACGGAAUGACAUUGAGAAGCCAAGGCGUUCUUUGUCAUUGCUGCGUAUGCGAUGCCGCCUCUGCCGCCAGUGGGUGUGCUGCAGCGCUGCAACAGCGAAGUCGCCGACUGAGACAACGGCAACGGCAACAACUUUUGUUGGCGUUUGUGGCGCUUUUCCUGUUUGGCCUGCCCUCAGCUGCAAUUGCUGAGGGCGAGGACGAGGAGGGCCCGUAUCGUGGCAAAUAUCUGGGCAAGCUUAACUCCUAUCAUCAUCAGGUGUCUGGCGACGUUUAUGCCGUAAAUGAGUAUACUUUUCUGAUAGUGGGCUUCAAUUACGAUGGCAACGGGGCGGAUACAUUCUUUUGGUCCGGCGCCAGCAAUCGGCCGGGUCCACAGGGCUUCAUAGUGCCCGAUGAGUAUGGCAAGACCAACAUUCUGGAUCGCUAUCACAACAAGGACUUUACGCUUACGCUGCCCGAUCGCAAGAAGAUGACCGAAAUCCAGUGGCUCGCCGUCUACGAUCUGAACAAUCAGAAUAACUUUGGUGAUGUGUAUAUACCCGAGGAUUUUGAACCGCCUCGUGCUCAAAUCGGCGGCACCUUCUCCAAGCGCAAUCACAACGUGAGUAGCAGCACCAUCGAGAUCUUGGACUCGAAAAUCAUACGCAUCAAGGAAUUCACAUAUGAUGGGCGUGGCAAGCGCACGUUCUUCUGGACGGGUGUCGGCGCCCAGCCAUCGAGUCGGGGCAGCAAAAUGCUGGACGAGCGCGGAUAUCUUGAUCCAAUUCGAGCGUACAAUAAGGAGACCAUUGAGUUGGAGUUGCCUGGCGAUAAAACGAUCUUUGACAUCGAUUGGAUUAGCGUCUACGAUGUGGCCGACAAUGAGAACUACGGUCAUGUGCUCAUACCGGAUGGUUUGAAUGUGCCGCCAUCGCUGGUGAAGAUUACGCCCUAUGAAUUCUCACUGCCCAACUGCAGGCAGCUGCACAAGGAUCUGCAAGUGUCGUGGGAGGUCUUUGGGCCGCAGAUAACGUUUCAACUAUCCGGAAAGGUAGCGAAAUCGGAUUAUAUGUCCUUUGGCAUCUCUGGCUCAGAUACAUCCAGUCAAAUGAUUGGUGCCGAUGUAGUCGUCGCUUAUAUGGAUGAUAUCAGGGGCUACACAGUGGACUAUAAUAUCACAUCGCUGGCGCCCUGCGUGCAAGUUUUGGGCCAGAAUAAGGGCGUGUGUCGCGAUGAUGUUGUGGGCGGAUUAGACAGCUUUCAGCUUAACACGUACGCCCGCAAGGAUGGCAUCAAUACGAUUAGCUUCAGGCGACUACUUAAAUCAUCUGACGAUGGCGACAAGGAAAUCUUUUUGGAUCGUAGCAACUAUGUUGUUUGGGCCUUUGGCCAACUGGACUCCAACAAUGAGCCCGCCUUUCACACACAUUAUCCCAAGAGCGAUAUAGUUAUUGACUUUAACACAACGGAGCCGGUUAACGAUUGUUUUAGUUUUACAGAACGUGCGGAAACUCCUGUGCAGCUAUGGGAACGCACACGAAUUAAGGAUGCUACCGUGCGCACCUUUAAUGCUUAUCUGGGCCCAUCGGGCGGACUGCGUGGCUAUCAGGGCCUGACGGGUCAUGUAUCCAGUGGCUUGGCCUGGUACAUCAAUGGCUAUAUGAUACCGGAACUGUAUUUAAAACGUGGCCUGACGUACACAUUUAAAGUUCGUGGCGGCAACAAUCCACAUUCGCCGGAUCACUAUCAUCCAUUGGUCAUAACGGAUGAUCCGCAAGGAGGCUUCGAUCGUCUGUCGGAUGCCAAGCAGAGCGAAAUUCGAGUUUUAGCCGGCGUGGAGUUCACCCGUCGCGGUCGCCCAAAGCCCACGGCUGCGGGUCCACUCUGCUUAUCCAGCUAUCCGGAGAACUACGAUCGUCGCUUGGAUGACAACUUUGUCACAUUUAAGAAGUUCAAUCGUUCACUCGUAAAUAUCUGCAGCGAUGAGCCGCCAGCACUGCUAGAGAUAACGCCAAAUAUAACGUGGCCCGACACUGUUUACUAUAAUUCAUUUACGCACGGCAAUAUGGGCUGGAAGAUCCAUAUAGUUGAUAGUUAUACGACUGUACUGCGCAAUGCUGGCCAAUCUUUGGCUAUAACGUGGCUGAUGGCUCCCUUGGUGCUCCUGAUCUUUCAGGCAUUUUAAAUUUUGACUGCUUGUUUUUUUUUUCUCAUUUUCAUUUCAUAGAAUCGUCGUUUUAAAUAUUGUAAUUGUAUUAUAAGUCAACGAGUCACAAUUUACAUAUGUAUGUAUGUAUGCAUGUAUUUAUGUAUUAUUUAUAAGUAUUGUAAUUGAAAUACGUUAAUAAAGGCAGAGCUUUCCCUUAA